AUGAAGAGCUUUCUGCUGCCGUUUGCUCUCUUCGCGGCCUCGACCGCCGUGGCCCAGACCACUUCCUGCGCCGCUGACUACAUCGUCGAGGCUUGCCUGGCCUCCGAGAGCGCCAAGCUGGCCAGCUGCCAGCACAGCGAUUAUGCUUGCAAGUGCGAGCAGUACAAGAACAUCCUCACCUGCUUCAAUAACUGUCCUAACGACUCCCGUCUCCAUGACUAUGCCGGCCAGCGCGACAUCUUCUGCUCCUAUGUGACUCAGUUCGCGACGUCGAGCACAGCCCUCGUUACCGCUACCAAGUCGGCCGAGUCGCCCGCCAACACCACCCCCGCUGCCGACAGCACCUCUGGCGAGACCGACAGCACCGAGACCACCACCGCUGACGGUCCCACCAAUACCAACAGUGCUGCCGACCUUGCUCUUAACGCUGGCGGUGUGCUUGCUGCUGUUGCCGGUGCCGUUGCCGGUGCCGUUGCCGUGCUGCUCUAA
Messenger RNA from Thermochaetoides thermophila DSM 1495, 489 nucleotides. RefSeq lists its product as uncharacterized. The transcript has 3 exons. Bases 1 to 489 code for a protein of 162 amino acids. NCBI's taxonomy places the organism in Eukaryota, Fungi, Ascomycota, Sordariomycetes, Sordariales, Chaetomiaceae. The record is from RefSeq and is a predicted model, not a curated record.